AUAAUUCUUAGCCAUGACCUGGAUUUUCAUAAAGAUAUUGCGCCACUCCCCUGAAGCCAGAUUCUUGCAAUUAUUGUGAUCCUCAAGUGCAAUAAAGUGUGAGGGUGUAAAAUUCAAAGUCCUCCCAAAGCAAAGGGGGAUCUUAUUAUUUAAGGAGGGCUCUGAUACAAGCUUUGGAUCACCAGAGAAACCUCAAAACAACAAACCUAGCUAGCCGCUGGACACAUCUUGCCAUGAUGUUUCAAAGGCAAUUUCUUCUCCAGUCUUUCUUACUGCUUUCCUUAACCACUGCAACAGCAAAACGUCUUAAUACUAUUCCAAGGCUUAGUCCAAUAGGGCCAAGAGUUUGGCGAGACCAGCCUGAUAAAACUACUUUGGGUGAAUUUGAUGGAGAAGAUUUUGAAACCUUUUUUCACAACCAAACACUUGAUCACUUCAACUAUAGGCCUGAAAGCUAUGACAAAUUUCCGCAACGAUAUUUGAUCAAUUCUAAGUAUUGGGGUGGUGCGAAUGUUAGUGCACCAAUCUUAGUUUAUCUUGGUGCAGAAGAACCGAUUGAUGAAGAUCUUGCCGCUGUUGGAUUUCUAGUUGAUAACGCUGUUCAGUUUAAUUCUCUCUUGGUGUUUAUUGAGCACAGAUAUUAUGGAAAAUCAAUCCCAUUUGGAUCAAGGGAGGAAGCCUUGAAGGAUGCAAGCAAACUAGGGUAUUUCAACUCAGCCCAGGCUAUAGCAGACUAUGCAGCCAUUAUCAUUCACAUAAAGGAGACACUAAGGGCUCAAUAUUCUCCAGUUAUCGUCAUUGGAGGAUCAUAUGGUGGAAUGCUGGCUUCGUGGUUUCGGCUCAAGUACCCUCACAUUGCCCUCGGAGCCUUGGCCUCAUCAGCACCAAUUCUUUAUUUUGAUGAUAUCACACCACAGGAUGGAUACUAUUCUAUAGUCACCAAGGACUUUAGAGAAGCUAGUGAGACUUGCUACCAGACUAUAAAAACGUCAUGGUCAGAAAUUGAUGAACUUGCUUCCAAACCCGAUGGUCUCUCAAUGCUUAGCAAGAAAUUCAAGACUUGCACUCCCUUGGCUGAUGCCAGUGAGCUCAAGGAUCACUUAGACACAAUGUAUGCUAGUGCUGCUCAGUACAACAGGCCACCAACAUAUCCGGUUAACGAGGUCUGUAAGGGCAUAGAUGGCGGUGGUUUUGGGGAUGAUAUUCUAAGCAGAAUAUUUGGUGGUCUUGUCGCUUAUAAAGGAAACCUCUCGUGCUAUGUCAAUGCACACACCGACCCAUCUGAAACAACUGUGGGGUGGCGAUGGCAGACAUGCAGUGAGAUGGCGAUACCUAUUGGUGUUGGGAAUAAUUCCAUGUUCCCACCAGAUCCUUUUGAUUUGGAAGACUAUAUAGAGAAUUGCAAGAGUUUGUAUGGUGUCCCAACUCGUCCUCAUUGGAUCACGACCUAUUACGGAGGUCAUAGUAUAAAACUGAUUCUUCAAAGGUUUGCUAGCAAUAUCAUCUUCUCCAACGGGCUAAGAGAUCCUUAUAGUAGUGGAGGGGUUUUGGAGAACAUUUCAGACACUGUUGUAGCUGUCAAAACCGUCAAUGGAAAUUUUUUAACCAAACAGCAUCUUGUGUUGCUGCAAAACAAGCUACAUACUCAGCCUCCAUGGUAGAUAAGGCUAUGCAGGAUUGUUUCUUGCUCCUCCAUAGUAUUGCACUAUCAUUAAGCAAGAAAGCACAUCCUGAAGUUGAUUUGGAUUGGUCGACAUCUCCUCCCCAAUCAGCAUCAGAGAAACCAAUCAAUCGUAAAUCUUUCUUUCCUUAGUAACAUAACAUGUAAUUUGAAGUUCCUUUCAGAUAUCGUAGAAUCCUUUUGACUGCCAUCCAGUGUUUCUGACCAGGGUUUGAUUGAUAUCGGCUAACCAAUCCAACGGCAUAAAAUAUAUUGGGACGUGUGCACAUCAUUGCAUACAUCAAACUACCGACAGCACUGGCAUAAGGUACUCUGGACAUUUUCUCCUUUUCUUCUAGAGUCUUGGGACACAUAUCACAGCUUAGGCUCAAACUUUUAUCAACAGGGGUGUCCAUUGAUUUGCUAUCUUGUAUGUGAUAGCGCUCUAACAUCUUUUUGAUGUAAGUCUCUUGAGUUAAACCCAAAAGCCUUUUAACGUGAUCUCUUAUGAUUUUCACACCAAGUA
Messenger RNA from Populus trichocarpa (black cottonwood), 2186 nucleotides. RefSeq lists its product as uncharacterized. NCBI's taxonomy places the organism in Eukaryota, Viridiplantae, Streptophyta, Magnoliopsida, Malpighiales, Salicaceae. The transcript has 9 exons. Gene Ontology annotation, molecular function: dipeptidyl-peptidase activity; serine-type exopeptidase activity. The record is from RefSeq and is a predicted model, not a curated record. Gene Ontology annotation, biological process: proteolysis. Bases 234 to 1661 code for a protein of 475 amino acids.